Molecule: messenger RNA, 863 nt
Organism: Ceratotherium simum simum (southern white rhinoceros)
Lineage: Eukaryota; Metazoa; Chordata; Mammalia; Perissodactyla; Rhinocerotidae
Source: RefSeq, a predicted model, not a curated record
CUGUCCCCAGUCCCAGCUGGCGGAUGUCCCCUGAUGAGGCCCCUCCUGGUGUUUCUGCUUCUGGCUGCUCUGUGCACUGACCUGGCCACCCCCAGCAGCAUCCUGGUCAUGAAGUCCUGUGCCCCGACGUGCCCCAACAGCACCGUGUCCUCGGAUGGCCGCGCUCUCUCCGUCUCCUGCUGCCAUGGCAGCCAGUGCAACCACAGCGGGGCUGCAGGCCUGGCUGGUGGCCACGGAGCCCUGCGGGUCAGCACCUCGGCCAGCCUGCUGUGGGCACUGCUCCGGGCGGCCUGGUGAGCCCACUCACCACUGGCUGGCCCUGGAUCUGGCCUGUCCCCUCUCGGCCUGAACUCAGGCUGCAGGGGUCUGUCUCCAGCCUGUGAAGCUCCCAGCACACCCCCACCCUGGUGGGAAGAGCCCCCAUCUCGCCUGUCACUCCUCCCUGCUUCCCCCAGGCCACACCCAGCCCCUCAGCCUUCUACCCCAGAGAAGGACGCUCCCCUCUGCCUCAGGGAACCCACCCAUGUGGGAAGCCGAGGGGGGCACGCCUCCCCCAGGCCUGCACCUCAGAGGGAACCUCAGCCCUCUCCUGGGAUCCUGGGGUCCCCCAGCCAUCUGGGAGUGGGAAGAGUGCCUCAAUUCUCCCCAGCACCCUCCACUCUUUUUCAGGGGCUUCUGCUGGCGACUCUUUCCCAUCAGCCCCUGCCUCGAAGGAGCCCCCUGUGCUCCAUGGCCACUGGGCCCCUCGGCCUCCUCCUGUGCCUGGAACUGCCCAUGCAGGAGGAGGCGGGUCGGGGGUUUGGAUGUUGAUUCUCCCGGGCUUUCUAUUUACGCCACCAGCCACUCCUGUGCUCCCUCAUUCA